CGGCCAGAGCGACGCAGCCAGACACAGACGCAGACGCAACCUGCCCGUGUGUGUGUGUCGGCCAGAGCGACGCAGCCAGACGCAGCCUCAGCCGCCGGCCCCGAGCGUCCCCAACCCGCCCGGCAGCCGCCUCGCCUGGAGCCGCCCAUGGGCAAAGCUCUGCUCCUGGGCCUGGCCGCUCUGGCCUGCGCCGGCCUGGGCGCGGCCCUGCAGUGCCUGAAAUGCGACUUCACCGCGUUCGACGCCCCCUGUGAGCUCAGCCCGGUCACCUGCCCGGCCGGGCAGCUCUGCGCCACCGUCCGGGGCCACGCAGCCGGCCACAAGCUGAUCAUGAAGAAGAACUGCGUUGACAAGGGGAAAUGCCACACCAACGACAACUCGACCUUCGCCGACAUCACCUACAGCACCUCCUACGAGUGCUGCGAGGGCGAAUUCUGCAACUCGGCCGCGGGCGCCGGGGCCCAGCUCUCCCUGGCCGCAGGCCUGGCCGGGCUGGGGGCCUGGCUCGCCCGGGGCCUCUAAUCCCUGCUCCGCAAG
Molecule: messenger RNA, 537 nt
Organism: Mauremys mutica (yellowpond turtle)
Lineage: Eukaryota; Metazoa; Chordata; Testudines; Geoemydidae
Product: protein Bouncer-like
Exons: 3
Coding region: 148-522 (124 amino acids)
Source: RefSeq, a predicted model, not a curated record